Messenger RNA from Triticum aestivum (bread wheat), 2653 nucleotides. RefSeq names its product pre-mRNA-splicing factor 38B-like. NCBI's taxonomy places the organism in Eukaryota, Viridiplantae, Streptophyta, Magnoliopsida, Poales, Poaceae. The transcript is spliced from 6 exons. Bases 852 to 1751 code for a protein of 299 amino acids. The record is from RefSeq and is a predicted model, not a curated record.
UCUCCUCUGUUUCUUCGUAUGCAGACGAGCAGUGAGGCCGCCGCAGCGAACGGGGUGGACGAGGUGGCGGAGCAGGAGGCGCAGCGCAUCCCGGUGCCGCACGCGGACUGCGAGCCCGCGGCGCACCUGUCACCCACUAGCAUGGACCCCGAGGCCGUGCCGGCGACGACGGAGAGGACGGAGAGAAUCAGGAUGAGGAGGAUACCGCUGCGGCGAUCCAUCCCGACGGCGACGAUGGCCAUCGUACGCUUGCUCGCUUGCUGUCCGCCGCUGCCAGUCCUCUCCGGCCUCUUCCGCCGUAUCCUUCCCUCCGGUGUGCUUCUCUGUCGUGAUUUGGAUGGAAAGUUGCAGUCCGUGUCCUUCUCCAACUCCAGGCAAUUGAGUGCCCGACCCGGAUUUGUGUUGCCUGCUAUAAGAAGUAAGGAUCCUUGGCCGGAAUCUCCAUCAAGCUCCAUCAACGAAACAUACAAUGUUGCUGCCCGAGUUCGCCGGUCUAUUCUCAACCUUAUCACUCUCACUAUCAAAAACACAAAAGUGUAAACGUUUGUUACAAAACGUACUUAACAAAAGUGCACACGUUUGUUACAAAAAUAGCAAUCAGAAUCCUAAUUAGUUACGUACAACAGUCCGAGACAAACACGUCUUUCCCUGGCUUUAUACUUAGCAAGAGUCCGAAUUCUAAUUGACUACACACGUCGUGCUGCUACAAAUACAAACACCCAGCUUCCGCUGUCUUGGCUAGCUUUGUACGUCGGCUUUGCGCUACAAGUCGCCUUUCUAAGCAGUCUUAUAAUCUCGCCGUACAGCCCGUGCUCCACCUGAGGAAAAUAUUUGGGCCAUAAUCGCACAUCAUGGAUGCUAAAGAACAAAGAAGAAAGAGAGAUAGAGAACGGUAUGCACGGAUGACCAAUGAAGAAAGGCAGAAGUAUAAUGAACAAAAAAGAAAGAGAGAUAAAGAGCGGAAUGAACGCAUGACCGAUGAAGAAAGGCAGGGCAAACUCAAAAAACGCCGUGAAGCCUAUCAUCAAAAGAAAAUUUCAGGAAAGACACCAGAACAGAAGGCGGCAAAAUGCGCACAAGAAAAACAAAAAUACGCAACCAUGAAGCCAGAACAAAAGAAAGCAAGAAUAGAACAAAUUGAAGCUCAUCGUCAAUUGACACGCAGCAUACCAUCCAAAGAUUCGAUUGCAAUGGAGAACCCUAAAUAUGUCGCAACCGAACAGGAGGUUAGUACUUCUAAAAUUACUGUAAAACACAGGGAUCAUGUGGCAGCAGGAGAAAGGCAAACAUUACUACACCGUCGUAACGAAGAAUUCACGAGAAGACGGAAGCGAACUGUUUCCGUAUCAUCAAAAGAAGAUGCAUCCAUGACACAAGCCUGCGAUGAAAACAAUCAAACUCUAGAGCAGCCACAAGUUAUGACUUACGACGUCCCCUCCUCAAUGUUUCCAAGCAUUAGAGAAGCAGAUUCAUCAACACAAUCUUUAGACAAUGAUGAUCACAGUAAAGUGGGUUUGUGGCCAGACAUCCCAUCCUCAAUGCUUCCAACAAUCAAAGAAGUGGAUGCACGAAUACAAUCAUUAUGCAAUGAUGAUCACAGUAAUGAUGGAAUCAUAUAUCAGCAAGAAGCAACCAUUGACAAAAUAGAUGCGUCAGCAAAAAGAAUCUACAACAAGGAUCACGGUAAUGAUGGAGUCGUAUUUGAAGAAGACAUAGACGAAGAUGAAUACAUGUUCAUCGGUGAAGAGUGAGACAGAGAAGUGGAGAUUGAAAUCAUAGAAGACAAGGAAGCUCUCAGCCCUGAUCCGUAUGAUUUCGUCUACAACAACAUACCAGCAAGCACAAACGUGCUCAAAAAAGAACCAAAUUGCCAUUUCUGCCAUGCAACCAAAUUCAAGUAUGAAACUGAGGGAUUAUGCUGCAAAAAAGGACAGGUAAGACUAGCCGAUCCAGAUAAGCCACUUGAACUCAUGAGGCUUUGGACAAGCAAUGACCCUGAUGCUAGACAUUUUCGGCAAAAUAUAAGAUUUUUCAAUGGGCACUUCUCAUUUACUACCCUAUACUGCCACCUUGACAGAGACACGACUGACAUCGAACGGAUGGUAUUUACACCUUUCGAGCACAUGGUCAAAUAUAUCACAACAUACACUCAUUUGGUAAUAGUCACUCAGAUCCAAAACAUCUGGAGUUGUACUUCUAUGAUGAUGAUCCAAGCUUAGAGCAUCGAUACCGUAGUUGCCGUGAGGAAAUGUACGAGCAAGACAAGCAUGUGAUGGGAAUAAUAAUAGACAUCCUGCGCAGUAACCCGUACUCUCAGCAGUUUAGGAGUUUGGGACAAGCCCAAAACCUUGAGGACUACAGACUCAUUUUAAACCUUGACCAGAGAUUGGACCAAAGAACAUACAACGAGCCAAUUAAUUCGGAGGUAGCUGCAGUGUGGAUUGAAGGAAAUGAAAGAAGAGAUACUUAUGACAGAAACGUAAUAUUACAUGGGAACAACAACGAAAAAGAGCACAUUCGAUCAUACUACGGGUGCUAUGAUCCGUUGUCGUAUCCUCUAUUCUUUCCAAGAGCUGAACUCGGUUGGCAUAGGAAAAUCCCAAAGAAGGAAACACCAGAUGCAGAUAUUGCUACCAAUAAUAUCAGUAAUAAC